Molecule: messenger RNA, 624 nt
Organism: Tetrahymena thermophila SB210
Lineage: Eukaryota; Ciliophora; Oligohymenophorea; Hymenostomatida; Tetrahymenidae
Exons: 1
Source: RefSeq, a predicted model, not a curated record
AUGAGCUAACAUUACAUGAAUAAAAACUACAAAAAAUCUAGCAACUAUCCUGAGUAGAACCAGUUAUUGUACAUUCCUAAUUAAUAUUAUGACGAUCUAUCCAACUCCUCUUCAAUUCAAGAUUUACUAGCACCUUAAUACUACUAAUAAAAGAAUUCUAACUGCAAAAAGGGAAAUUCAAGUAAGUCAAAUUAUGGCUACUAGGUUUUCAAUCAAAUAGCCUACUCUUAAAGCAGCUUCAACGAAGAAAAGCAUAAAAAUCAAUAGAAGAAGAAACAACAAAAAGCUUAAAAAUAAUAAAAUUCUUCAUCUUUUUCUUUAUCAUAGAAGUUAACAUUAUCUAGUUUAUCAGCCUCUAAGGGUAUUAAAAUCUAUGUCGAUGGUCUUUGUCUUUUCGAUAAGUUUAGCUGUAAAGAAGUUAGUCCAACUGAAGAAUUAUUUUUACAAAGCAGCUGUUCCUCACAAGGUUCCAAUACAAACUCUUCUAUCAAUUCAUCAGUCACAGUGACUUCUUCUGAUGAUGAAAAAGGAAAUUUAUCUUCCACUAAAUACUUUGCAACUUUUUCUACUUUUGAAGGUCCAGAUCCAAGUGUCCUUGACCCACCUACAUUCCAGUUCUAGUGA